AUGAAAAUUACUGAAUUGACAAGACUUCAACAGAAUGUUGGCAAACUAAUAUCUAUGAAUAAUUUUUUAUCAACAACAAACAAUGUUACAGCUGCUAUCUUUUUUGCUGGUGAUGGCUGUCUUAAUGAUCCAAACGGGGAAGUAUCAGUUAUUUAUCAAAUCACAAUUGACACAAGUGUUCACCAUUCGAUUCCAUUCGCCAAAAUCCAGUAUGAAAGUAUAUUUGAAGAUGAAGAUGAAGUUUUAUUUUCCAUGGCUUCAGUUUUUCGAAUAGAUAAUGUUGAAAAGUAUGAAACAUUGUGGGUGGUUGAAUUAACAUUAAUCAACAAAGAAGAUGAAACAUGGAAUAUUCUUACAGCUCACUUAAAUAAACAAUAUCAGUCAACCAUCAUGUAUUUAUUCAACAAACUAUACUCUACAUUGAGAGUUUAA
Molecule: messenger RNA, 432 nt
Organism: Adineta steineri
Lineage: Eukaryota; Metazoa; Rotifera; Eurotatoria; Adinetida; Adinetidae
Source: the annotation of a GenBank genome assembly